This is a messenger RNA of Hylaeus volcanicus, 3342 nucleotides long. RefSeq lists its product as uncharacterized. The transcript has 10 exons. Bases 122 to 3340 code for a protein of 1072 amino acids. Lineage: Eukaryota; Metazoa; Arthropoda; Insecta; Hymenoptera; Colletidae. The record is from RefSeq and is a predicted model, not a curated record.
AAUUGGAAUUCAUGUAGAAAAGAGUUUAACAAGUGGAAUCGACGAUACAUUGUAAAUGUGAUUGACGUCAAGCGGCGUGUACUUCAACAAGUGAGUGCAUGCUGCAUGCGGUACACAGAGAAUGGACCAGAAAUAUAUUGAUGAAUGGGAGUGUGCGUGUGUUCUAUUGAUGCAUAACAGGUCGGGAAUGCAAGGUUCUCAUUUUUCAGGUGAUUUGUCGAACCGGUGGAGUUGUGAAAACUUUCAAGAGUGCUUUAUUUUAAAAAAGAAUCAACAAAAGAAUGCGUUACACAUAGAGAAUAAAAUGACAAAUUCUUUUGUUGAUGUACAGCCGUCAUCUAAACGAUUAUGUUUAGAUGUUCUUCAAUCGCAUCCAAAAACCAAUAAAGAAAAUUAUAUUUGUAAUGAAAGCAUGUACGAAAAUAAAACUAAAGGACUGCAUAGUUUUCAAAAAUCUUUAUUUAAAGAAAAAAAAAAUCAAUCUUCUGUCAAUAAAGAGCAUUAUAGCUUGGAUCAAUUAACAUCUUGUGAAUUAGCUGAUGUACCAAAAACGGGAUUGUGCAAUGACGCCUUGAAACAAGAAUCAUUUAAUAAUACUAGAAAUAAAAAUUCUUGUACUUCUUCACCUAUUUAUAGAAAUACAAAUGUUCAAGUAAAUACAUUCUGGAAAGAGAAUGAUUUCAAUUUAAAUGGUUUACCUACUUUGAGUCACCCGGUUGCAUUGAAUGAUGCUGUCUUUUUGGAUCUAAAAGAAAAGGAAACCGAAUUGAGUAAUUCCGAAAAAGAAACUGUUUCGCAACAAAUCGAAAAGACUCUACCUACAAAGCUUGAAACAUCCUGUCCGCCAAAUAUAGUAAAAGACUAUUUAAACGAACAGGCAGCCGUGUGUGAAAAAUCUCGAAAAGAAGACGUAUUACUUCCGAAUACCUCUAAUUCUCUUGAAACGAACGAUUUACAAAAUAUGGGAUCCUGGAUUCAUCCUAGUGAACCAGAAACUUCCGAUCGAUUAUCUUGCUUUUUAAAUCUUUCUCCAAAACAACUUGCCAAUAUGUUACUUGAAUCCGUUGGAUUCUCCAACGAUUCUACCUUAUGCAUUGAAAAAUCAUCCGGGGGUAACAGUUCCCAAACAGUAAAAUCUCUUGCCCCUCUGCAAGCAGCGCCCUCGUUAGCGGCUGCCACAUCUGCUGCCGCAACUCUUUUGGGUUUCUCACCGAAUGAUUCCUGUAUUAAUAACACAUUUAUUAAACCAACACUUUUAAAUGAAACGUUUGGUUUCUAUUCGGAUUUAUCGUCUCAAACGUCUACGAAUAGUGUGAAUCCUUUGAAUAAACAGAGGAAUGAAAAUUUUUUGUUAGGUGACGUAUCGAGUAGAUCUUAUAUUGAAUCGCAGCAAGUAGUUGUUGAGGAACAUGGUCCGACUAGUAGCAAAGGGUCAUACGUAGAAGAGAUUCAUUUGAAAAAUGUGUCUCAUGAAGAGAGACCUCUUACUGAAAAAGAAUACUUUUCCUCUCCGUCUAAAAAUAUUUAUAGUCAUACGACGUUAGAAAAUGUAGAAGAAAAAAGUUUUAUUUUCCCUUUAAGAGAAGCGAAUUCCGAUAGUCACAAAAGUUCAACAUGUUCUGAUAAUCUUGUAUCGUUUAAAAAUCCUAGUGAAUCUUUAAUUUGGUCGAAUACAUCUUAUAGUCUUCCACAAGGCACACAAGACUUGCCGUAUCGCUCGUCAUCACCCUGCGGAAGUUCGAAACUCACUUUAAGCUUUCCACAAAACCCACCAUGUUCUGACAUGAAAGAGACUGUUGUGAAAAAGAAUGUCUCUGUUGAUAGUAAUGAAGAACAGUAUGCCUUACACGUGUGUAAAACAAAUGUGACGCCAUCUUCUUCUCUUAAUGGAAUGUUUACGUCGUCUGCUCCUUUAAUCAUGGAGAAUGACUCGACAAGAUCCACUACUAAAACAUCUUUGCCUUUUCCAGCCAGUUCCUCCUUUUCAGAAACAUUAGAAGAUGGAUUUCAAGGCGAUGAUGAUUUAUGGUAUAGAAGGCCUGAUGUGGAUGAUAGAUGUUUGGAACAAUUAUGUGAUUUGGUUCAGUUAAAAAAACAUGAAAAAAAUAGUAAAUUAUUUGUUGAGUAUGAACGUGGAGUAUCGUUUCCUUUAGGAGAAGGAGGAAGAGAACUUUUACGUGCUUGUUUAAAUGUGAAAGGUUGUAAAGGAAGACGUUUGCAAGGUGCAUCAGUUCCUGUUCUUUUAAAAUUAGCUUAUGAUUGGGGUUUAUGGAAUAUUGCUAUUCGCAUAAAAAUUGAACGCGUUACAGGAGAUUUAUGCCCUAAACAUGAAGCAUUUGUUCGUUUCAAAGCAAUGCAAUCUCAUUUGCGUAAAUAUUUGAAACGAGAACAAAUGCAUACAGAACGUGAUGGGACAGGACAAAUUACAGAUAUCCGUUUCGAAGAAAUGAAAUACUUGACCUUAGGAAAAGAAGGUAGAGAAAAAUUAAGAACACAAUUGCGACGUCUUCAUGAUAGAAAUCCUUAUUGUAUGGAUGCUUUAUUAGAACGAUAUGGAUUCAAAUAUUCUGAACUUCGCAAUGCAACUGUACCACAACUUUUGAAAAUGGCACAUAUUUGUUGUAUGUGGAAUGAAGUGAUAGAUGCUUGUAAAAAACAAGAAGCGAAACGAGAUUGUCGGUUUGUUCAAAAACAGGAUAAAAUUCCAGUAUUAUCAAGACAUUGGAUGAAUACGUUUUCAUCAAAACAAAAUGAAACGUCGUUUCCUUCUAUACAAUCAGUUUGUACAAAGUGGGCUCCUACGUCAACAGCGUCAGUCGCUUUUUCGAGCGUUCCGAUUGGGACACUCUCGAGUGAACCUUCGAAUUCCCCGCAACAAACGCAUCCUUCACAGUAUACAGAAACAAUGCUUCAUUCACAAACCACAAGACAUUCGUCAUCUUCUAAUUCUACCAUAUCACCAUCCAAACGUCACCAAUCUUUAGAAACCCUUCCAUCUUUAUCUUCUGCGUUCUCCGCUAAGCACACUGAGAACCUGUUCCAAUCAAACGAAACGACACCUAACCAUUACGCAACUGUUGAUUCGAAUCCGCUCCCUUGUAACGCUGAUGAACAGUUGAAAGCAUCUAUGCCUCAAUGCAGUGUCAAUAUUAACGAAAAAUCAACGUAUGAUAAAGAGAAAGUAGAUGUUAAUCCUCUUUCACAGGUCGCGUCUGAGUAUAAAGACGAUAUAAAAGAAGCAUUAGUCUCGAAUCAACAUGAUUAUUCAAGAACUUCUGACCGUUCGUAUUUUCGCUCGGUUAUACAUGGUCAAAGUAUUUGUAGUAUAACAAGCUAUUAAAU